CAAUUUUUAUUUAUAUAAUAAUUUCUCCAUGGGAAUGCUCUGAGCAAAUGAGCAAAAAAUUACAACACAUUCCGAUAAACGUUCAGAACUUCUGAGUGGUCUGUACUUUUUGUUCCAUCAAAAGCACAGCACCUUAUCAUUUUAAUUCACUGCUUUUUCUCCCUCUGCCAUAUAAACCAUAUCAGUACAAUAGGACCGAUGCACAACAAAGAACCUGAAAUAUGGAGGCAGUUCUGGCAGCAAACCCAGUCAUCAAAGUCGUCGCUCUUUCUGGCUCUCUUCGCAAAGCAUCCUAUAACCGUGGCCUCAUUCGUGCAGCAAUGGAAUUAAGCAAGGAGUCAGUGAAUGGUCUUCAAAUCGAUUACAUUGACAUAUCACCUUUGCCUAUGCUCAAUACCGAUCUUGAAGGAGCCGAUGGUUCUUUCCCACCCGUCGUUGAAGCUUUCCGCGAAAAGAUUCUUGAAGCCGAUAGCGUCCUUUUCGCUUCCCCUGAGUAUAAUUACUCUGUAACUGCACCUUUGAAGAAUGCAAUUGACUGGGCAUCCAGACCACCAAAUUGCUGGGCUGAUAAAGCUGCUGCCAUUGUAAGUGCUGGAGGAAGUUUUGGUGGAGGGCGAUCACAGUACCAUCUUCGCCAAAUUGGAGUUUAUCUUGAUCUUCAUUUCAUCAACAAACCUGAGUUUUUCUUGAACGCAUUUGCACCUCCUGCAAAAUUUGAUAGCGAUGGCAACUUGAUUGAUCCACAAGCAAAGGAGGGAAUAAAGGAAGUUCUUAAAAGCUUACAUGCAUUUUCUCUGCGACUCAAAGGAAAGUGCUAAUAACAUAAAUUCUGAUUUGAGCGCAGCCAUUUUGCUUCUUAUCCUUUAUGAUGCCACAAGUAACAAUUGAUGAUCAGUUGGGAGCUGCUUCUUUAGUUUCACUCUGUGUGUGAAUCGGAUUUCAGACUUGAUUAGUCUUCAUGCAUGUGCAUUUUAGCUUUUCUGAACUCCAAGGUUUUCACUACCCUUAGAGGUGGAUGAUUGAAAAUCGAGAGAAAUUUUUUACAUUCUUAUGAUGAAAAUGAUGUGGCUUCAGGAUGUAUCAACCCAGAUUUUUCUGCAAAAACAUUGCAAGAAUUGUAAUACUUGUUCUAGGAUAUAAGAUGCCUUUGAAAACAAAGAAUGACCACAUUUCUUUGCUAUAUACAUAAAGAAAAAUGUUGUUAGCAUUA
Molecule: messenger RNA, 1210 nt
Organism: Hevea brasiliensis (rubber tree)
Lineage: Eukaryota; Viridiplantae; Streptophyta; Magnoliopsida; Malpighiales; Euphorbiaceae
Product: NADPH:quinone oxidoreductase
Exons: 3
Coding region: 222-818 (198 amino acids)
Cellular component (GO): cytosol
Molecular function (GO): oxidoreductase activity; FMN binding
Source: RefSeq, a predicted model, not a curated record